Oryza sativa Japonica Group (Japanese rice) is the source of this 1549-nucleotide messenger RNA. RefSeq names its product aquaporin NIP3-2-like. The record is from RefSeq and is a predicted model, not a curated record. Gene Ontology annotation, biological process: transmembrane transport. Gene Ontology annotation, cellular component: membrane. Gene Ontology annotation, molecular function: channel activity. NCBI's taxonomy places the organism in Eukaryota, Viridiplantae, Streptophyta, Magnoliopsida, Poales, Poaceae.
AUAUACUUAACUAAUCACAUUGCUCUUCUUCCCCGCGGCAUCCCAAUUCCAUUUCCGCUUUUCCGAAAUCCAUGGAUAGAUUGAUUCAGCAGGUGCUUCGGCGGCCACAGCCUCCGCCGCUGCAAAAUUUUCAGAGUUCAUUGGUUUCAAAGAUUCAAAUCUUUUUUUUGCGCAUGCGUAAACCGAGCUGAAUUUCAGAGGCCUAUAUAUACAGCAUCCCUCAUGCAGCAUGCCAUGCUCAUCUCAUCCAAGAUUCAGACAAAAACAUUCCUUUGUCUACAACAAGAUCAAGAAACCCAAAAGCUAAGCAUUAGCUCAUCCAUCUUAAUCCAUCAGAGUUGAUUAGCUAGUAGUUGAGAGUUGAUUAGUAGCUUGCCUUUGAACAUGGAAGGGGGCAAGAUGAGCAGCAUGGGCAUGGAUGCUGCUUCAGCUUCUGUUACUGUCCCUCCCAUGCAGAUGCAGGCAGGUGAUCAGAGCAACAGGAUCGCCAUCAUCAUCUCUCCAAGAGCCGGGAGCUCCAAGAUCCUGCCAUUCGAGCUUGUCAAUGGUGCCGCCAAUGCCGGCUCGCAACGGCACGCUGAUCCAGCAGAAUCCACUCCUGAAGCUCAUCAUCAUCUAUGGCAUCCAGUAGACCUCCCAAAGAUAAAACCACCAGUUCCUCUUGUCAAGAAGGUGGGUGCAGAGUUCUUUGGCACAUUCACACUGAUCUUCACAGUGCUGUCCACCAUCAUCAUGGAUGAACAACACAAAGGUGUAGAGUCCCUCCUCGGCAUCGCGACAUCGGCAGGAUUAGCAGUGACAGUACUGGUUCUGUCACUCAUCCACAUUUCAGGCUGCCACCUGAACCCGGCUGUCAGCAUUGCCAUGACUGUCUUUGGUCAUCUUCCUCCUGCUCAUCUUCUUCCUUACAUUGCUGCACAAAUCCUCGGCUCGAUCACCGCAUCGUUCGCCGUCAAAGGGAUGUAUCAUCCGGUGAACCCCGGGAUUGUGACGGUGCCAAAGGUUGGGACAGUGGAAGCAUUCUUCCUGGAGUUUGUUACAACGUUUGUCCUACUGUUCAUCAUCACUGCUCUUGCCACUGACCCCAAUGCAGUUAAAGAGCUGAUAGCAGUGGCAGUCGGAGCAACAAUCAUGAUGAACGCUCUUGUCGCAGGGCCAUCGACAGGAGCAUCAAUGAAUCCAGCAAGAACACUUGGCCCGGCCAUUGCAACAGGGAGAUACACACAGAUUUGGGUUUAUUUGGUUGCUACCCCACUUGGUGCUGUAGCUGGAGAAGGGUUUUAUUUUGCAAUCAAGCUGUAGUUACCUUCAGGGAAAAAAAAGUGAUCAUUGGAGCAUGUUAAACUACCUGAACUUAAAUACAGCACAUUCUUUACAAAUUCAUGAUAUUGAUCAAGCAGCAUGUUAGGACUGCCUAAGAUGUAGAUGUAUACACAAAGUAGUAGUGAUGAUGAAUUGGUGGUCUCUCUUGUACUGAAAUUGUACAGUUCAUUUUUUUUCAUUUUAAUGUAUAAAUAAUAAAAUAUAUACAGUUCAAUUUGAAUUGCUA